This is a messenger RNA of Paralichthys olivaceus (Japanese flounder), 3136 nucleotides long. Its product is annotated as DEF6 guanine nucleotide exchange factor. The record is from RefSeq and is a predicted model, not a curated record. Gene Ontology annotation, cellular component: cytoplasm; nucleus. Lineage: Eukaryota; Metazoa; Chordata; Actinopteri; Pleuronectiformes; Paralichthyidae.
AUGGAUCUGCGGUCUGAGCUGCUCAAGUCCAUUUGGUAUGGCUUCACAGCUCUAGAUCUGGAGAAGAGCGGUAAGGUGUCCAAGUCUCAGCUGAAGGUUUUGUCCCACAACCUGUGCACAGUCUUGUGUAUCCCACAUGAUCCUGUUGCUUUGGAGGAACACUUCAGAGAUGAUGAUGAUGGUCCUGUGUCCAGUCAGGGUUAUAUGCCUUAUCUCAACAAAUACAUUCUGGAUAAGGUUGUGGAAGGAUCUUUUAAUAAGGAGAAUGUAGACGAGCUCUGUUGGACUCUUACGGCAAAGAAAAACUACCAGACGGACAAAAACAGCACAACGGUUCUGCCAGAGAGGGAUGCUUUUCAACUUUGGUGUCUUUUUAACUUUCUGUCUGAGGACAAGUACCCUCUGGUUAUGGUUCCUGAUGAGGUGGAGUACCUCCUCAAGAAAGUGUGCAUGGCCAUGAGUAUUGAGUUUAACUGUGUUGAAUUAGAGGACUUCUUCUCCCAGGACUCCGUGCAGCAGAGUGGCAUUACUGUUUGGGUUUUUCUUGAGAUGAUGAACUCAGGAAAAAUUACUAGAGGAAUUGACAAGAGCAUAAUCAGCAUGGCAAUAGAGGAAGCGUAUAGAGAAAUAGUUGGCGAUGUCCUCAAAGAGGGUUAUCUGUGGAAAAAAGGUCAGCUGAGGAGAAACUGGAAGGAGCGCUGGUUCACCUUAAGGCCAAGCAGCUUGUCCUACUACACCGGGGAGGACCGCAAGGACUGCCAGGGCAACAUCGCAUUGGAUGGGAACUGCUGUGUUGAGGAAGUAGACGAUGAUCAAAUAUUGUUUGGUCGUUCAAAAUGGAUCAAAAACCUCCUUUUCCCAGUGCUGCCGGACAGAGAUGGGAAGAGGUGCAUGUUUUGUCUUAAAACCCUCUCCAAGACUUAUGAGAUGAGUGCCUCAGACACCAAACAGAGACAGGAGUGGACUACAGCCAUUCAAACAGCUAUCAGGCUGCAUGUGGAAGGGAAAAAGUCCCUCCACAAAGACCUGAAGCUGAAAAGGCGCGAACAGCGUGAGCAGCGUGAGAGGAGACAACAGUCUAAAGAGGAGGAGCUGCAGAGGCUACGGGCCCUGCAGGAGGAACGGGAGCGUAAGCUGGAGGAGCUGGAACUUCUGAAGGAGGCGCAAAAGCAGGCUCAGGCCCUCCUGGAGCAGGACGAGCAGAGAAGGCGCCAGCAGCAUGAGCAGCUCCAGCAGGCCCUGGAGGUCCAGCUGCGAGAGGCUGAGGAGGCCCGGGUCAGUAUGCAGGCAGAGAUGGCUCUGAAAGAGGAGGAGGCCGAGAGGCAGAGGAAGAGAAUCGUGGAGCUGGAGGAGAUGCAGAAGCGUUUGGAAGAGGCGCUGCAGCAGGAGAUCAAGGCCAGGCUGGAUGAGGAGGCCUUCCGCUAUGCUCAAGCAGGAUUACUGGCUGAGGAGGAGGAUAAAAUGAAGGCACUGAUGAACCUGCAGGAGGAACAGGAGGAGUACAUUCUGAAGACGCAGAGGGAGAAGCAGGAGCUCAGGCAGGAAAUGGAGGCCAAAUCUCAAGCACUGGAGGAGGCGCAGAGGCAGCUGGAAGAGGUCCGCGCCAACCGGCACAGGGUUGACCAGGAUGUAGUGGCUGCACAGAGGAAACUUCGCCAGGCGAGCACCAACGUCAAACACUGGAAUGUCCAGAUGAACAGACUGAUGCGGCCAAUCGGACCAGGAGAGAAAAGGCCGUCGUUAGGAAGCUCUUUCUCAGCAUUCCAGAUCCCGACGCAGAGAGAUCCCGGGCUGCGUCUCAGAAGGAGAUCGGAUUCAGAAGGUCAGGACGAAGAGAGCAAAGAAAACGUUGACAACAGAGCUGGGUGUGAUCUAGAAAAACGCCACUCCCAUACCUCUAAUGGAGACAUGGACAUCCCUUGAAAAACAUGAAUCAGAGAGAGGCUGCUCAGCUCACAUCUGGUCACACUGUGAGGGUUUCUGAAAGAGGGGCAAGAGGCUGAGGGUUGUCUAAUAUAAUAUAUAACAUAUGAAAACUUUGAGACAUUUACACUUAAAACCGAAUUUAGAGAACUACAAUUAAAUGUCAAAUUUACUGACCUCAUUUCAUUGCUUCAAACAUUUUAGUGAGACGUUAAAUUUUGCAACACUCACAACUCAUCUAAUGCGACCUGUGUGGUUUGGUUCGCCUUUUUGAUGCUUUUCCUUAUAUUAGUGAAACGUUGGCUCAAUAUUAUGAGUUUCAGUCAAUAAGUAUCGCUCCUCAUAAAACAGGAAAGAGAAAGAAAGAGGGGGGAAGAGAGAAACUCUAGUUGAACUUCCUGCUUCAACUGUUUUAACAUAAGUGUAAAUAAAAGAGUGAAUUAAUGCCAUAACCAGAUUUCUGCUGUGAUCUUCCCUUGAUUUAAUGAUGUGUGACGUGCAACUCAAUACACUGUAAAAAAUCACUUUCAUGACAUUGCAUACAUUACAAGAAAUGACAUGAAAUAAAUGAAGUAUUGUUAAGGGAUUGUAUGAAUCAUCGAACAGUCAUUACAUCAGUUUCAAAGAAACACUGUGGAAAUAUUUGAAGCCUAUAAUUCUGAAUGAGCAAACCGCAUAUCUGCUUUACUUUGAAUUUGAGUCGUCAUUGAUUCAGUUGAAAUGUGUCAUCACUGACUAACGUGUCGCCUCUAAAUGGUGAAACACAUACGAGAGAACAGAGACAUCCCCUGACAGACAGCACAAACUGCAUAUAGACUGGAAGGAUGGUUAUUAGCCAUACCUUUUUUUUAAAAAGCAGUAUUGUUCUAUAUCUCUCAGUAUUAUCAAUCUUUAUUUUUCUUAUUCAAGAUAAUCACUUUCUUAAAAAACGUUAUAUUCAUUAAAUUUUUUAAAGUUUCACAAAGAGAAAUAGGUAUUAGCCAGUAAAUAAAAAUUAAUUAUAAAAACACAAAUGUAAGGAAGCUAUAUAGAUAUACAGCUAUACUACUGUCAAGAGAAAAAGACUGAGUCUUAUCUCAGAGUGUAAACUAGGGAUAUCGGUGGAUGACCCUUCUUUUCUCAAUGUUUCUCCUUCUGAAAGUUUCAGUGAAUGUUUAACUUGCAUUUACUUCAUUUGUUUAUACUGUUUUAAUGUGGUUUUGUUUUUAUUAAU